Sphaerulina musiva SO2202 is the source of this 1011-nucleotide messenger RNA. RefSeq names its product inosine monophosphate dehydrogenase. The transcript has 3 exons. Gene Ontology annotation, molecular function: nitronate monooxygenase activity. The coding region runs from base 1 to 1011 and encodes 336 amino acids. The record is from RefSeq and is a predicted model, not a curated record. NCBI's taxonomy places the organism in Eukaryota, Fungi, Ascomycota, Dothideomycetes, Mycosphaerellales, Mycosphaerellaceae.
AUGCCCUUCAAUACUGCUCUCACCCGCAAAUUGGGCAUCCGUGUGCCAGUGGUUCAAGGCGGCAUGCAAUGGGUGGGAUACGCCGAACUCGCAUCCGCCGUCUCCAACGCGGGAGGUCUAGGAAUCCUCACAGCCCUCACACAACCCAGCCCGGACGCUCUCCGCGCCGAAAUCCAACGCUGCAAAACCCUCACGAGCAAACCCUUUGGCGUAAAUCUCACCUUGCUCCCCUCCAUCAACCCCCCGGACUACGCCGGCUACGCCCAAGCGAUUCUCGACUCCGGAAUCCGCAUAGUCGAAACCGCAGGAAAUUCCCCCGGGCCCAUCAUCAAAAUGCUCAAAGAAGCCUCUCCCCCCUGCAUAAUCCUCCACAAAUGCACCACAAUCCGGCACGCUCUCAGCGCCGUCAAACUCGGCGUAGAUUUUCUCUCUAUCGACGGUUUCGAAUGUGCAGGCCACGUCGGCGAAACAGACAUCACCAACCUCAUCCUGCUCAACCGCGCGCGUCAAGUUCUAACCAUCCCCUUCAUUGCGUCGGGAGGAUUCUGCGACGGACAAGGAUUGGCAGCGGCGUUAAAUUUGGGCGCCGCGGGGAUUAAUAUGGGAACGAGAUUCAUGUGUACGAUGGAAGCGCCGAUACAUGUGAAGAUUAAAGAGUCGAUUGUGGCUGCGCAGGAGACGGAUACGCAAUUGGUGUUGCGGAAAUGGAAAAAUACUUCGAGGUUGUUUAAGAAUAAAGUUAGUUCCGAGGCGUAUCGGAUUGAAAAUGAUCCGGAGACAAAGGAGUUUAAGGCUGUGGGGCCGUUGGUGAGUGGAGCGAGGGGCAGACAGGUGUUUGUGAAUGGAGAUCCGGAUUUUGGGGUCUGGACAGCUGGUCAAGUCGUCGGUCUCAUUCACGAUAUCCCUUCCUGCGAAACUCUCGUCUCUCGAAUCGAAUCCGAAGCCAUUGCCAGUUUACAACAAGCUUCGGCCUUGAUUGUCCAUGAUGAUAAAAUUCAUGCCAAGUUAUAG